Mesocricetus auratus (golden hamster) is the source of this 6949-nucleotide messenger RNA. RefSeq names its product envoplakin (gene Evpl). The transcript has 23 exons. Bases 678 to 6779 code for a protein of 2033 amino acids. Gene Ontology annotation, cellular component: membrane; cytoskeleton; intermediate filament. Gene Ontology annotation, biological process: intermediate filament cytoskeleton organization; wound healing. Lineage: Eukaryota; Metazoa; Chordata; Mammalia; Rodentia; Cricetidae. Gene Ontology annotation, molecular function: structural molecule activity; cadherin binding. The record is from RefSeq and is a predicted model, not a curated record.
GUGGUAGUUAGCUCAGACUCUGGGCCACGCAGUCGCUUAAGUGGUCCCUUGUGUGACAAGCUGAUAGCAGGAGGGGAUAUUAGUGUUUAGAAGGAAAUUGUCACAGGGAUAAAGGGGGCGGGGCCUGAGACAGGCUGAGUGGCUUGCAUCCCUGGUGCCAGCCAGCUCACAAAUCAUGUGCCUACAGUAGAGGAUGUUGUAGGCCCCCCCUGUUCCCUGGGCCGUUUGCUCCGGCAGGGCCUCCUGUCCUGUGGGCUUCUUCACCUCCGUGACUACUACCAACCUCUUCAGGAACAGGAAACUGAAUCUUCCUCUCCAGUUCAGUGGCCAGAUUCAGUAGCUUCUCCGUGAGAUGCAGCCAAAACCCGGUUGGGGCUCUUCCGUUGCCCUGAGGCCCUGCUAGAAACAGGAGUCGACUUGGCACUUGCUGGGAGGAAAAAGCCACUAAAUCAGGGUGGUCACCCGACACUCAGUCUGACUUGGCAGAAACCACAAGGGCCACUCAGUGGUCUUUCUACCAGGAAACCAGACAGGGUACCAUGGACUUCUCGAUGACCUUGGCUGAGGCUUAACUGCUGACCAAUUCUGAGCCCGGCUAGCAGCCAGCGAGGACGCGCGUCGCCUUCCCGCCCUCCUCCCAGGAGAGCCCAGCCUGAGCCGGCACCUGCUUCACCACCAUGUUCAAGGGGCUGAGCAAAGGCUCCCAGGGGAAGGGGUCCCCCAAGGGCUCCCCAGUCAAGGGGUCCCCCAAGGGCUCCCCCAACAAGCACAAUCGAGCUGCAACCCAGGAACUGGCCCUGCUCAUCUCCCGCAUGCAAGCCAACGCUGACCAGGUGGAGAGGGACAUUUUGGAGACUCAGAAGAGAUUGCAACAAGACCGGCAGAAUGGUGAGCAGAACCAGGCUUUGCAGCACCAGCAGGAGACCGGCCGCAGCCUGAAGGAGGCCGAGGUGCUGCUCAAGGAUCUUUUCCUGGAUGUGGACAAGGCCCGGCGGCUCAAGCAUCCUCAGGCUGAGGAGAUUGAGAAGGACAUCAAGCAACUGCACGAACGGGUGACCCAGGAGUGUGCGGAGUACCGCUCCCUGUAUGAGAAGAUGGUAUUGCCGCCGGAUGUGGGGCCCAGGGUUGACUGGGCGCGUGUGUUGGAGCAGAAACAGAAGCUGGUCUCUGAGGGCCAGUAUGGGCCUGGGAUGGCAGAGCUGGAACAGCAGGUGGCCGAGCAUAACAUCCUGCAGAGAGAGAUCGAGGCUUACGGGCAGCAGCUCCGGACCCUGGUGGGGCCGGAUGCAGCCACCAUCAGGAACCAGUACCGUGACCUACUGAAGGCGGCCUCCUGGCGCCGACAGAGCCUGGGCAGCUUGUACACACACCUGCAGGGCUGCACCCGGCAGCUGAGCGCCCUGGCGGAGCAGCAAGGCCGCAUCCUGCAGCAGGAUUGGAGCGACCUCAUGCCUGACCCCACUGGUGUGAGGCGCGAGUACGAGCACUUUAAGCAGCACGAACUGCUGGCCCAGGAGCAGAGUAUUAACCAGCUGGAGGAUGACGCAGAGCGCAUGAUGGAACUCGGGCACCCAGCCAUCCGGCCCAUCCAGGUCCACCAGGAGGCCCUCAAAAUGGAGUGGCAGAAUUUCCUGAACCUUUGCAUCUGCCAGGAGAGCCAGCUACAGCGUGUGGAGGACUACCGCAAGUUUCAGGAAGAGGCAGACUCGGUCAACCAGACCCUGGCAAAGCUCAACUCCAACCUGAACACCAAGUACGGCCACGUCACUGGGGACGCCUCUGGCUCCGCCACAGAGCUCCUGCUGCAGCUGGAGGCAGAGGAGAAGCAGCUGGCCAUGACGGAGAGGGCCAUUGGGGAGCUGCAGCAGCAAAGCCGGAAGGUGACCCCACUGCCGCUGCGUAGGAACCCUCCCAAGCAGGCCCUGCACGUGGACAGCAUCUGUGACUGGGACUCGGGAGAAGUGCAGCUGCUUCGGGGAGAGCAGUACACUCUCAAGGACAAUGCUGACCCGUAUACAUGGGUGGUCCAGGGCCCUGGGGGAGAGACCAAGAGCGCCCCUGCUGCCUGCCUCUGUAUCCCUGCACCAGACCCGGAAGCUGUAGCAACGGCCUCCAGACUGGGCGUAGAGCUGCAGACCCUGAAGCAGAAAGUGUCUACGGUGAAGAGCCGCCUUAAGGCCACUGUGGCGGAGCCGUUACAGCCUGGUCAGCAGGCUCCAGCAGGCUCAGCCCCAGCUGACCCCCAGGCUCAGAAACUCCUGACACGAAUGACGCAGCUGGACGGGGACCUGGGGACCAUCGAGAAACAGGUGCUGACCUGGGCUCGGACACCGCUGAACCGAUCUGCUCCACUGGCAGACCUGGAGGACCGCAUCCGCAGCCAUGAGGCCACGGCACAGCACCUUCAGAGCCUGGGAGCCGAAAAGGAAGCAGCCCAGCAGGAGUGUGAGGCCUUUCUGUCUACGAAGCCUGUGGGCCCAGCGGCCCUGCAGCUGCCCGUGGUCCUCAACAAUGUCAAGAAUAAGGGCAACGACGUGCGGACUCUGUGCUGCCUCUACGGGGAGAAAGCCAAAGCUGCUCUGGGCCUGGAGCAGCAGAUCCGGGAGGCAGACAGGGUCAUCCGAGGCUUUGAGGCUGCCCUGGCGCAGGAGGGCCCCAUCCCCGAAGGCUCUGCGGCACUGCAGGAGAGAGUCGGUGAGCUGCAGCACCAGCGGAAAGAGCUCCUCCAGCAACAGGCCUGUGUGCUGGGGCUGCACCGCCGGCUGAAGGCUGCCGAGCACGCGUGCGGUGCCCUGCAGAGCAACUUCGGAGAGUUCUGCCAGGACCUGCCGAGCCAGCAGCGCCGGGUACGCAGCCUCACUGACCGCUACCACGCCGUGGGGGACCAGCUGGAUUGGAGGGAGAAGACCCUACAAGAUGCCAGGCUCACCUACCAGCAGCUCACAAAUGUCAGGGACAACCUGAGUUCCUGGCUGGAGCAGCUGCCCCACAACCAGGUGCAGCCCAGCGAUGGGCCCAGCCAGAUCGCCUACAAGCUGCAGGCUCAGAAGAGGCUGAUGCAAGAAAUCCUGGGACGUGCGCAGGACCGGGCCACAGUGUCCCGCCUCACCCGGGACCUGCAGGAAGCUCUCCAGGACUACAAGCUGCAAGCAGAUACCUACCGCUGCUCCUUGGAGCCCACCCUGGCAAUGUCUGCCCCUAAGAGAGUCCGAGUGAUUUCCCUGCAGGACAGCGUCCAGGCUCAGGAGAAGAGCAUUGCCAAGGCUUACACGGAGAUGGCUGCAGCCCAGCAGCAGCAGCUGUACCAGUUGGAGUUUGCUAAAAAGAUGCACGAGAAGGAGCUUAGCGAGGACGUCCGAGUGACACACAGAGCAAGACAGGGCUCUGGGAGCCCAGCCCAAGCAGGGGCAGAGUCAGAGGCCUUGAAAUCCCAGCUAGAGGAAGAGAGGAGGCGGGUGGCUGAGGUACAGCGGGAGCUGGAGGAGCAGAGGCAGCAGCUGCUGCAGCUGAGGACCCAGCGGCCCGUGGCGAGGCUGGAGGAGAAGGAAGUGGUGGAGUUCUACCGGGACCCCCAGCUGGAGAGUGAGGCGGCCGGAGUGUCGGCCCAGGUGGAGGAGGAGGGCAAGAGGCGGGCCCGCCUGCAGGCCGAGCUGGAGGUGGUAGCCCAGAACGUCGUCCGCUUGGAGGGCAAGAGGAAGGCCAUGCAGCCUCACCUGCUGACCAAGGAGGUCACCCAAAUUGAGAGGGACCCUGGCCUCGACAGCCAGGCCACCCAGCUGCAAGGCGAGAUGCACCAGCUGCGUGGGAAGAACGCCGCCCUGGCGACCCGGCUGGAGGAACUGAAGGAUGAGCUGCUCGCCUUGGAGCAGAAGGAGACGAGCGUGAAGGAGAGGGUGGUGGUGAGGGAGGUGGUGAAAGUGGAGAAGGAUCUGGAAAUGGUUAAGGCGGCCCAGGCUCUGCGGCUACAGAUUGAGGAAGAUGUUGCACGCAGGAAGGGGGCGGAGGAGGCGGUUGCUAAGAUACAGGCUCGCAUCCAAGACCUGGAGAAGGUGAUCAGCUCGGUGGAGCCCAAGGUCAUUGUGAAGGAGGUGAAGACGGUGGAGCAGGACCCUGGCCUCCUCAAGGAAGCCUCCAGGCUGAGAAGCCUCCUGGAGGAGGAGAAGAACAAGAAUGUCGUGCUGGCCAGGGAGCUGCAGGGCCUGCAGGACAAGUACAGCGUGGUGGAGAAGCAGAGACCCAAGGUGCAGCUGCAGGAGCGCGUCAGCGAGAUCUUCCAGGUGCACCCCGAAACGGAGCGAGAGAUCGCACGACUCCGGGCUCAGCUGCAGGAGACGGGCGACAAGAGGCGCGGCGUGGAAAAGGAGGUGGAGAGGCUGCUGCCCGAGCUGGAGGUCCUGCGGGCCCGGAAGCCCGUGGUGGAGUGCAAGGAGGUGACCCGGGAGGUGGUGAGGCACGAGAAGAGCCCGGAGGUGCUCCGUGAGAUCGACCGCCUCAAGGCUCAACUCAAUGAGCUCGUUAACACCAGCGGGCGCUGCCAGGAGCAGCUCAUCCGGCUGCAGGGCGAGCGUGACGAGUGGAAGCGGGAACGGUCCAAGGUGGAGACCAAGAUGGUGAGCAGAGAAGUCGUGAGGCAGGAGAAAGACCCGGUGCUGGAGAAAGAGGCCGAGAGGCUCCGGCAGGAGGUGCGGGAGGCGGCCCAGAAGAGGCGAGCGGCUGAGGACGCGGUCCACGAGCUGCGGAACAAGUUCCUGCUGCUGGAGAGGCGGCGGCCCGAGGAGCAGAUCGUGGUGCAGGAGGUGAUGGUCACCCAGAAGGAUCCAAGGUUGCACGAGGAGCACAGCCGGCUGAGCCAGAGCUUAGACGAGGAGGUGGGGCGGCGGCGGCAGCUGGAGCUGGAGGUACAGCAGCUGCGAGCCGGCGUGGAGGAGGAGGAGGCCCUGCUCAGCUUCGAGGAGGACCGCGGCAAGAAGCUGGCGGCCGAGAAGGAGCUGCGGCAGCUGACCCUGAGGAUCCAGGAGCUGGAGAAGCGGCCCCCUGCCCUGCAGGAGAAGAUCAUCAUGGAGGAAGUGGUCAAGUUAGAGAAAGACCCGGAUCUGGAGAGGUCCGCAGGAGCCCUGAGGCGGGAGCUGGACCAGGAGAAGAGCCGGGUGAUGGAGCUGCACCGCCAGUGCAAGGGCCUGCAGGUGCAGGUUGACCUCCUCCAGAAAACGAAAUCCCAGGAGAAGACCAUCUACAAGGAAGUCAUCAGGGUGGAGAAGGACCCCGUGCUGGAGGGGGAGAGGGCCCGGGUGUGGGAGACCCUCAGUCGGGAGCGCACAGCCCGCCAGGCCCGGGAGGACGAGGUCCGGAGCUUGCGGGAGCGGAUUGACCGCGCUGAGGCUCUGAGGAGGUCCUGGUCCCGUGAGGAGGCCGAACUCCAGAAGGCCCGGGACCAGGCGAGCCAGGACUGUGGGCGGCUGCGGCAAGAGCUGGGAGAGCUGGAGCGGCAGAAGCAGCAGAGGGCCGAGCAGCUGCUGGAGGAGGGGAGGCUGCUGAGCCAGAAGACGGAGAGCGAGCGCCAGAAGGCAGCCCAGCGUGGCCAGGCCCUCUCGCAGCUCGAGGCAGCCAUUCUCCACGAGAAGGACAAGAUCUACGAGAAGGAGAGGACCCUCAGGGACCUGCACACCAAGGUGAGCCGGGAGGAGCUCAGCCAGGAAACGCAGACCCGGGAGACCAACCUUUCUACCAAGAUCUGCAUCUUGGAACCGGAGACCGGCAAUGACAUGUCUCCCUACGAGGCCUACAAGAGGGGCAUCAUCGACAGAGGCCAGUACCUCCAGCUGCAGGAGCUGGAGUGUGACUGGGAAGAGGUGACCACCUCCAGCCCCUGCGGGGAGGAGUCUGUGCUCUUGGACCGCAAGAGCGGGAAGCAGUACUCCAUCGAGGCCGCCCUCCGCUGCCGCCGCAUUUCCAAGGAGGAGUACCACAGGUACAAGGAUGGCCGCCUCCCCAUCUCCGAGUUUGCCCUGCUUGUGGCAGGGGAGACCAAGCCCUGUUCCUCACUCUCCAUCGGGUCCAUCAUCUCCAGGUCCCCAGUCUGCUCCCCAGGCCCCCAGAGUGGCGGUUUCUUCUCCCCAGGCCUCUCUUUCGGGCUCACUGAUGACUGCUUCCCCAUCGCUGGGGUUUAUGACACAACCACACAAAGCAAGUGUAGCAUCAAGGCAGCGGUGGCCAAGAACAUGCUGGACCCCAUCACUGGGCAGAAGCUGCUGGAGGCCCAGGCAGCCACAGGGGGCAUCGUGGACCUUCUCAGCCGAGAGCGAUUCUCCGUGCACAAGGCGGUGGAGCGGGGACUCAUUGAGAACACCUCCACGCAACGGCUACUCAAUGCUCAGAAGGCCUUCACCGGCAUCGAGGACCCGGUCACCAAGAAGAGGCUGUCAGUAGGCGAGGCCAUCCAGAAGGGCUGGAUGCCCCAGGAAAGUGUGCUCCCCCAUCUGCUGGUGCAGCACCUGACCGGGGGUCUCAUUGACCCCAAGAGGACGGGACGCAUCCCUGUCCCUCAGGCUGUGCUCUGCGGGAUGAUCAGUGAAGACCUGGGCCAGCUUCUGCAAGAUGAAUCGGGCUACGAGAAGGAUCUGACAGACCCCAUCACCAAGGAGCGGCUGAGCUACAGGGAGGCCAUGGGGCGCUGCCGCAAAGACCCACUAAGUGGCCUGCUGCUUCUCCCGGCCGUGCUGGAAGGCUACCGGUGCUACCGCGCCGCCUCCCCCACCCUGCCACGAUCCUGCGUGCGUUAAUGAGGGCUACGCACAGGGGAAGGGUGUGUGCCCAGGCAGUGGGCCCCCCUCUGUCCAUCCGCCUCUUACUACUCAAACAUUCGUGGUGUUGGGCUCUGUCCCCAAACUCGGGGAGCUCCAUUGUUUCCCUGAACCCCCACCCCCCCUUCUAAUAAAUGAAUUGUAUUGGC